AUGAGGGGCACAGGCGGUGCCUCUGAACAGGCUGACCGGUCUGCAGAGGACGAGCAUGGUCUGCUGCUCCGCCACGGCCUGGUUCUGAGGUGCCCCACGCCAGCCUCGGUGCCCCGUGUCGGGGCAGUGAAGUUCCCAGGCUAUGUGCACCCUCCCGCCCCAGUGCCGGUGCCGGUGCCCAUCGAGGCCUGGGCGCAGGGCAAGCGCACCUCUUUCUGUCUUCAGUUUUCUUUCCAGCAGGGAGGAUGGGGCGCAUCCCUGGCUGACAAGCUGGUCAGAAAAUGUGAUGUUCUGAAUCGCGGAUUUUCGGGUUACAAUACCAGAUGGGCCAAAAUCAUCCUUCCGAGGUUAAUCAGGAAAGGGGGCGGCUCGGACCAUCCCAUCGUGGCAGUGACGAUUUUCUUCGGUGCCAAUGACAGCGCGCUGAAAGAUGAGAACCCCAAGCAGCACGUGCCCCUGGACGAGUACAUCGCGAACGUGAAGAGCAUGGUGCAGUACCUCAAGGCCGUGGAGGUCCCUGAGAGCAGGAUCAUUCUCAUCACACCGCCCCCACUCUGCGAGCCCGCCUGGGAGCAGCAGUGCCGCCAGCAGGGCUGCAGGUUAAACCGCUUGAACUCAGUGGUGGGAGAAUACGCCAGCGCCUGUGUCCAAGUCGCCCAAGACUGUGGGACAGACGCCCUUGACCUGUGGACCUUGAUGCAGAGGGACGGUCAGGAUUUCUCCUCCUACCUGUCAGACGGACUGCAUUUGUCGGCAAAGGGAAAUGAGUUUCUGUUCUCUCAUCUUUGGCCUCUCAUAGAGAAGAAAGCCUCCUCCCUGCCUUUGCUGCUCCCUUACUGGCGAGAUGUAGCGGAAGCAAAGCCGGAACUGAGCCUUCUGGGAGAUGGUGACCACUAGUCGGGCCGUUCCUCAGGACAGCGCCAAGAGCCAGAUAAGCUGCUAACGAAUAUUGUUUGUCACCCUGGGCCAAACCGCCACCAUCACCCCCAGAUGAAUAAAAGCAUUAGAACUCCUCAGGGGAGCUUGGUACCGUG
Molecule: messenger RNA, 1034 nt
Organism: Condylura cristata (star-nosed mole)
Lineage: Eukaryota; Metazoa; Chordata; Mammalia; Eulipotyphla; Talpidae
Gene: IAH1
Product: isoamyl acetate-hydrolyzing esterase 1 homolog (S. cerevisiae)
Exons: 6
Coding region: 1-897 (298 amino acids)
Molecular function (GO): hydrolase activity, acting on ester bonds
Source: RefSeq, a predicted model, not a curated record